Messenger RNA from Trematomus bernacchii (emerald rockcod), 825 nucleotides. RefSeq names its product galanin receptor type 2-like. The coding region runs from base 1 to 825 and encodes 274 amino acids. The transcript has a single exon. Gene Ontology annotation, cellular component: membrane. Gene Ontology annotation, molecular function: G protein-coupled receptor activity. The record is from RefSeq and is a predicted model, not a curated record. NCBI's taxonomy places the organism in Eukaryota, Metazoa, Chordata, Actinopteri, Perciformes, Nototheniidae. Gene Ontology annotation, biological process: positive regulation of Rho protein signal transduction; phospholipase C-activating G protein-coupled receptor signaling pathway.
AUGGACGGACGAAACGAAACCGCUUCCAUCCCUGAUCUGGUUUGGUACUUCCUGCCCACCAUAGUCCUGGUUCCUCCUCUCGGGAUCCCGGCCAACGCUUUGGUUCUUCGCCUCCUGCUGGGCAAACCCAACAUCUGCUCCACCUCUGAGAUCUUCGUCCUCAACCUGGCCGUGUUCGACAUGAUGUUCUGCUUCAUGGUCGUCAUCGAGUACAUCUACUUCAUGUUCAAUAAGACAAUGGCGAACUCUCACUUCCUGUCCUGGGGCUUGAGUCAGGCGGGGGGUCCGAUGCUGCUCUGCGCUCUUUCUUUGGACGCAUUCAUGGCCGUCUGUCACCCGUUGAUCUUCCUCCGUCUCAAAGAACCUAAGCUCCGCCUGUCCUUGUGCCUGCUGGUUAGCGUCUUAGCGUUCACGGUCUGCGGUCUGGCGAAACUAAUGCCGGUUUACAAGAUGUGGAUGAUGCUGGGGAUCCUGAUGGUGGCCAUGCUGACCAUCUCCACCUGCAACGUCCUGAUCCUGAAGUCUCUGCGGCGGCCGGGUCCUGGAGGGAAGGAUCUGCACCCGGUGAAGAAGAGAGCGUUCAAGAUUGUGUUCACAGCGUUAGUGAUGAUGAACUUCCACUACCUGCCGUCGCUCGCAGAGUCCCUGAUCAAGGUGUUGUUUCCCACACUUUUACUGCCCUACUACAUCAUCACGAGCUUCACCUACUUGAUUCUGUCCAUGAGCAGCUUCAUUCAACCGCUGUCGUAUCUCGUACGCACCAAACAGCUGCCGAAGAUGAGAUGCAACGAAAAGGCUGAGACGAAAACUAUAGCAACAAGUUAG